Messenger RNA from Homalodisca vitripennis (glassy-winged sharpshooter), 2422 nucleotides. RefSeq names its product dystrophin-like. NCBI's taxonomy places the organism in Eukaryota, Metazoa, Arthropoda, Insecta, Hemiptera, Cicadellidae. The record is from RefSeq and is a predicted model, not a curated record. The coding region runs from base 349 to 2007 and encodes 552 amino acids. Gene Ontology annotation, cellular component: plasma membrane. The transcript has 12 exons. Gene Ontology annotation, molecular function: zinc ion binding; protein binding. Gene Ontology annotation, biological process: synaptic signaling.
UGACUUUAAAAACUUUUGUAAAUACUGUAGUAAAUAAUGAAAUUUGGCACUAUUGUGAUCAUGGUCAUAAGAGUGCACAGUUUCUGUUACAAGACUAAAAUUUGAAUGAGUGCUACUGGUCAUUCUAUUCUGUUAUGUUGUGUACUUUGCGUUUGUUUACGCUUCAUUGUUUAAUUAUUUGUUUGGUUAUGUGUUUUAUUUAUUUAUCAUAAAUUGUAUUUCAUGUUUAAAUUAAAAGCGUUUUGAAUUUUUUUAUUGCUGAAUACGUUUUAAUUGUUAUUAACACUAUAUGAAUUUUUUAAAUAACACCGUUGAUAAUAAUUUUUCAAGUUUAAAACUAUUGCUGUUAUGGAUGGUGUAGAACAUUCACCGGACGUAAAGCAUUGGCAUAAGGCAGAAACUAACAGUGGUGCUAUUUAUUACGUUAACCAUGCUUCACAAAGAACAGCGUGGGAUCAUCCUAAGUACCGGGUGGCCAUGGAGAUGCUAGAGGAGUGCAAUAACAUUAAGUAUGCAGCUUACCGAACUGCAGCCAAGCUCAACAUUGUGCAGAAAACCUUGAGCUUGGACCAUGUACAGUUAUCUACCAUAGCAGGAGUGUUCCACCGUCACCACAUCCAAGUGACAGAGAACAGCCUCGCUUUGGAAUAUUCUGAGCUAGAAGCAAUCCUCAAUGAUAUCUUCUUUGCUGCUUCUAAGGAAACGACUCGGCACCACUUUCAAGUUGAUGUCAGCACUGAAUUAACUCUCCAUUUUUUACUCAGUGUUUUUGACAGAAUGGAGCGUAAACGUGUGCAAGUGCUCAGUGCCAAGAUUGCUCUGGUGUGUUUAUGUGCUGCCAAGCUACAGGACAAGUACCAGUACCUGUUCACCCAGCUGGCCGACCAUAAUAACUGCCUGUCUCGACGCAAGCUACACGCAUUGCUGGACAGUAUGGUGGCUGUUACUGACUACUUGUCUGAGAGCCUUGCGUUCUCUGCAGAUCUCAUCCCGGCCACCGUAGACUCCUGCUUCCAACAGUCUCAUGGGCCUCUGGGUAUCAGUGAGGAUGUAUUCAUGGCUUGGCUCAUGAGGGAACCACAACUUCUGGUCUGGCUCUCUACACUUUACCGGCUAAAGGCUGCAGAAAAAGUGAGCCACGGGGUGAGGUGUGGGGUGUGUCGUACUUAUCCCAUUGUCGGUCUGCGCUACCGCUGCCUCCGUUGCCUGGGCUAUGACCAAUGUCAGUCAUGCUUCUUCCAUGGCCGUCUCAGCAAACGUCACAAACUCAAGCACCCCAUGCAGGAGUACUGUUGGGAGACAACAACUGGCCAAGCUACUGUGGCGUUUUUCAAAGCCAUGGUGAACCGUUUGUGUGGAAACACUUCUCGCCUCCAGUACCUACCUGUCCAACCUGUCAGUUCCAGCACUGAGUGUUUGGCCGGGGACAGCAGUGAGGAGAGCACUCUGGUGUCAUGUACCGACAGCUCCAGCCUCAGUUCCUCUCUAUCGCCUCGUCUCAACCCUCAGCAGGAACUCCACAGCAUAAUUGGCCAGUUGGAGAGGCAACUGCGAGAUCUCCCUGACUCCUCCCAGGGAGAUGACAUGUCAGCCAAACUUCACCAACACAAGCUCUUCUUGGAGACCCAGAUACACAGGCUGAAGCAGCUCAAGCACCAUAUAGAGCCACCGCCUCGUACGUUGGACCGUUUGCAGAGCACUCCACUUACAACUAGACCACAGGUGCGGCACGAGUUGACAGGGCUGAGUCCUAUCUACACGGAGUCUUGGGGGGCCUCGGCUCUAGGUGGGGGUUCUACCCCUGUCACCCCUGCUGAGGGCAGCAGGUUCUCUCAUUGGCUGGACGGCACCCGACGAGGGGCGCCUACCAAUCAACAUCAACCGAUAACUGAGCUUCACACUGAUCUCGACAACAUUCUCGACAGGCUGCAACAGAUGCUUGCAUCUAACUUUUCCCUAGCAGACAGCAAAAGCAGAGAAGGGCUUCAGAAUGGAGUGGCACAUUGAGCUCAAGAAAACCUCAUGAAUAAUUCAAAAUAAAUACUCAAAUCCUCCAUACCAAUCACGUGCAUAUUUCACACAAAAUAACCAAAGAUUGGAAUCUCUGAAGACAGCUCAGUAACCUUUUUACAUAUCAUAGGUUUUAAAGUGAGAUUUUGUACUUAUGUGUUAAGGUAGAAAUAUAAUACUUUUUAAUUUUAGUUGUAAUAUUUAAGUGUUAAAAUAUAUAGGAACAUAUUUAUGAACGCUUAUUCGUUAGGGGAGUACGAUUUAACAGUUUUAGAUUUUUUAAAUCAACAGUUCAUACAUUUUAUUAGCAUGUUUACCUUUUGGAAAUGAACUUGUAAGGUUAAUCCAACUUUCGAGUUUGGGCAGAAUAUUUAUGUAUGAAAGUGUGCAAUAGUACAAUGACUUGUGUAAA